This is a messenger RNA of Eleginops maclovinus (Patagonian blennie), 1360 nucleotides long. RefSeq names its product vacuolar protein sorting-associated protein 37D-like. Gene Ontology annotation, cellular component: ESCRT I complex. The transcript has 4 exons. NCBI's taxonomy places the organism in Eukaryota, Metazoa, Chordata, Actinopteri, Perciformes, Eleginopidae. Bases 1 to 762 code for a protein of 253 amino acids. Gene Ontology annotation, biological process: protein targeting to vacuole; ubiquitin-dependent protein catabolic process via the multivesicular body sorting pathway; protein targeting to membrane. The record is from RefSeq and is a predicted model, not a curated record.
AUGUCUCACUUUGCUGCUCUGAGGACCCGAGAGCUGCGCGAGCUGCUGGACGAUGAAGACACAAUAAGACACAUCAUCAGGGGCAGUGAUAAGGUUCAGGGGCUACAAAGCGCUGCAGAAAAGAUGCUGCUUUCAAAUACAAAAUUAGCCAAAGUUGCUCUUUCUCAAAAACCUAAAUUUAGAGAUGCUAAAUUGCUACUUGCAAUGAAGUACAAAGAACUGGAAAACACAAGACGCAUCAUCCAGGCUAAACAAGAACAACUUGUAGAAAAAUCCAGUUUGCAAUGUGAUCAGUGGAGUCUCCUAAAAAAGGUAAACCAUGCAGAGGAGGAGUGUGAGAUGCUGUGUCAGAGUUUUGAAGAGGGGAAUACGUUGCUGGCAGAUUUCCUGAAUUCCUUUCUGGGCUCACGGAAAAUCCAACACAUCAGGAUGGUUCUGGUGAAGAAGCUGCAGGAAGUAAUUGAAUUUGAAUCGACACAAUGGCUCAGUGAGAUGCACCCUGACACUCCCAACACCUGCCUCCCAGCCUGCGGUCUCACCACAGCUGUCGUCUUACCAGCUUGCUGCCACCCUCCAUUCCUGCUCCCCUUAGGCAUUCAUGUGAACACUGCUCACCGUUUACAACAUUUACCGUUUUGUCAUGAUUACAAUGAGUCCCUACGUCCUCGAGUGCAUGGACGAGGCCCCAGAUGGCCCACGAGACCCGCCCGUCUUCCGCCUCUGAAGGUGCAGAAGAGGAGGCAUCAACAGGCACCACAAUGAAGUCUAAUCCUGCCUAAGAUACAGGUGUUCAGUUCAUUCAAGAUACAACAAAAAGAGGGUCAAGUUAACUUUGUUUCAAGCCUUAGAUUUAGUCUACUGAAGAAAAAGAUAUUACAUAUUUCCCUGAAUAGGUCGUAUCUUUACUAAACAGUGGACAGUGAACAGUCACUACGUGAAUUAAGUAAAGUGCUUUACUUAAGUAGGAUUUGAAGGUUCUUUACUUGAGUUUUUCUAUACUCUUUUACCAAAUACUUCUAUUUUGUAACUUCAGUUACUUUUAAGUUUAAUAGUCAGAUGAAUGUUACAAAAUAUGGUUUUAUUUAUAAUAUUGUAAUGUACCCUUAAAGGAAAUUAUCUCUCAAUAUCAUUGACAAGCUACCUGGUAAUAUAAAAAGAGCUUAUCAUUUACCAGCUAUAGUUUUGUACUUUUGUUUAUUUGAAAUGUUUAUUUGUAAGACAGUAAUAUACACUGUUACCUACUAAACUAAACUAAUUUGACUUAAGAUCAAUUAAUCUAUGGCUGUAUAUAUAUUUAGGUUAUUGAACGUUUUUCAUGUUAAGACAACAUUAAUAAACACGGGUGGACGGAGAAGUCUGA